AUGAGACAGGCAGGAGUGUUCUCCUUAUGUGACUAGGCACAAGUUCCAAGUGGGGAGGGGACUGGCUCAGCAUCCGGAGCCAAAACAAGAAUAGAACUGGGAGCUGAGCCUGAAGCAGUCAGGCUUUGGCUUCUCUGCAUCAACACAGCCAGCAUGCCUAUGAUUUCUGUGCUGGGUAAAAUGUUUCUGUGGCAGCGUGAAGGGCCUGGAGGAAGAUGGACUUGUCAGACAAGUCGCAGAGUGGCUUCAGACCCUGCCUGGGCUGUGGAGUGGAUCGAACUCCCUCGAGGUCUUUCUCUGUCUUCUUUGGGAUCUGCUCGGACUCUCCGAGGCUGGAGCCGGUCCCCGCGUCCUUCUUCUGUAGACAGCCAGGACUUGCCAGAGGUGAAUGUUGGAGACACAGUCGCGAUGCUGCCCAAGUCCCGGAGAGCCCUAACCAUCCAGGAGAUCGCUGCACUGGCCAGAUCUUCCCUGCAUGGUAUUUCCCAGGUGGUGAAGGACCACGUGACCAAACCCACAGCCAUGGCCCAGGGCCGUGUGGCCCACCUCAUCGAAUGGAAGGGCUGGAGCAAGCCCAGUGACUCACCUGCGGCUUUGGAAUCAGCCUUUUCCUCCUAUUCAGACCUCAGUGAAGGUGAACAAGAGGCUCGCUUUGCAGCAGGAGUUGCUGAGCAGUUUGCGAUUGCAGAAGCUAAGCUCCGAGCAUGGUCCUCAGUAGAUGGUGAUGACUCCACUGAUGACUCCUAUGACGAGGACUUUACUGGGGGAACCGACACAGACAUGGCUGGGCCUCUGGGGUCCCACCUCCAGGACCUCUUCACAGGUCGUCGAUUCUCCAGGCCUGUGCGCCAGGGCUCUGUGGAGCCAGAGAGCGACUAUUCCCAGACCGUGUCCCCAGAUACCCUGUGCUCUAGUCUGUGCAGCCUGGAGGAUGGGUUGCUGGGCUCCCCAGCCAGGAUGACCUCCCAGAUGUUGGGUGAAGAGCUGCUCCUUGCCAGACUGCCCCCGAGCCGGGAAAGUGCCUUCCGCAGCCUGGGUCCGCUGGAGGCCCAGGACUCACUUUACAAUUCACCACUCACGGAAUCCUGCCUUUCCCCUACCGAGGAGGAGCCUGAUUCUUGCAAGGACUGCCCACUGCUCUGCCCACUACCCUCAGGCAGCUGGGAGAGGCAGCAGCAAGUCUCUGAUGUGGCCUCUUCUGGGGUCGUAUCCUUAGAUGAGGACGAGGUGGAACCUGAGGACCAGUGAUCCAGACAUGCCCAGUGGUGGCAUGUCUCCCCUGGCUGCUGCUCUCUGUGGCCAAAAUGUGGGCUCUGGAGCUCCGAGGGCCUCUGGGAGCACUCACUUCUCCAUUGUGUGUUUUGCAUGAAAGUGUUUGGAGAGGAGGCAGGGGCCAGACUAGGGGCGCAUGUACUGCUUCCACUCUUGGGGUUUGCCGGGGUUUGCCCGGGACCCCUGGGGCAUGGCUACAGCUGUGGCAGACAGUGACGUUCAUGUUUCUUGAAUCCAACCAGAAUGCCACAUUUCCUUCUGGGAUGUGAACCUGAAGGGGUUGUGGCUGGGCUGGGAGGGUGGGAAUGGAGGAACCCU
Messenger RNA from Phodopus roborovskii (desert hamster), 1590 nucleotides. It is a transcript of the gene Fam131a, whose product is annotated as family with sequence similarity 131 member A. The coding region runs from base 154 to 1248 and encodes 364 amino acids. Lineage: Eukaryota; Metazoa; Chordata; Mammalia; Rodentia; Cricetidae. The transcript is spliced from 6 exons. The record is from RefSeq and is a predicted model, not a curated record.